Messenger RNA from Salvelinus namaycush (lake trout), 838 nucleotides. RefSeq names its product sperm-tail PG-rich repeat containing 4 (gene stpg4). Gene Ontology annotation, biological process: epigenetic programing of male pronucleus. Gene Ontology annotation, molecular function: chromatin binding; histone binding. The record is from RefSeq and is a predicted model, not a curated record. NCBI's taxonomy places the organism in Eukaryota, Metazoa, Chordata, Actinopteri, Salmoniformes, Salmonidae. Gene Ontology annotation, cellular component: female pronucleus; germinal vesicle; male pronucleus. Bases 4 to 714 code for a protein of 236 amino acids. The transcript has 7 exons.
ACAAUGACCGUAGGAAAAAAUAUUUCCAAAGUUAGUGACAUAUCCCGCGAUGAUGCAUCAUGCAGGACAGAGGAGAGGGGCAAUGAGAAAGGGGACCAGUGUGACAGAGGCAGAUGGUGGAUGGGUACUUUGAAAGAUACGCCCAUCCCUGGGAGUUACCACAUCCGGGACUUCAUUGAGGAGGCUGGCCUGAAUCCGGUCCGUAGGACGUAUGGCUUUAAGGGUACGGGGAGAGACACCAAGAUGCAGAUGCGUAAGGGGGACUUGCUGCUGCCGGGAGCCUAUUGCUUCACUGACUCCACCCAGGAGGCCCUCAAAUGCCAGGCCUCCUACUCCUUUAAGAGCUGCCCCCGCCCAAAAAACUACACUCUGGGUAUCCGCGACAAGGAAAUAGACCUUUCACCAUGCCACUACAAUGUGACCCAGAAACCAGUGCCCAAGAUACCCUGCAAACACGUGAUGUUUCGUUCGGCAGUGCAGCGUGCCAGCUUUCUGCCUAGAGAGGGCCCUGCUCCUGGACAUUACAAUAUGAGGACGGGCCCGACCAAAGGAGUCACGUCCUGUUUCAGAUCCACUGUGCCCCGUCUUCACAGUGUACGCUCGAGGACUCCAGGACCGGGGACCUAUGAGCCGUCCUGGCAGAUGGGUCACCGUCUGGGGACGGAGGCCAACAUGGGCAGGGCCCACGGUCUCUUCUUCCGCAAUGUCUUCUAGAUCGUCCAACAAGUGUCAUCCAGCCAUCCCUUUUUAUGACUCCCUAGUUCCCCCACUUCUACUGUCUGAUAGAAUGCACGUGACACUGGGUGAUCAUGUAGUUUAUUUUCCCUCUGAGUAAAGA